AUGUACAUCACCCUCUACUACAUAGUCACCCGUCUCCCUGACUCCCUUCGCGUAGUCAGGGACCACUUCCUCUCAGUUUGCCCCACCACUCUCACCGUUGACCUCCUCGAGAAGGCCCUCCUAGCAGCAGAAAAGAGCAUAGUCGCUGUAGGAGCCUCUCGGGGUGACCCUCGCACCCCCAUCUUUGAGGGGUGUUCCCCCUCCCCUCUUUUGCCCUCUAUUGCCUCUGCUGCUGCGGCCGACCUCGUUGGUCUGGAGUCGGUCGGUGCGGCGUCUACCCCUAGUGGGAAGCGUCGCUCUGGCAAAGGCAAGGGGGGCAGGGGCGCUGGAGGAGCUAGCGGGGGCGGUGGAGGCGGCGGUGGAGGCAGUGGAGGGGGUGGGGGUGGUGGUGGGAGUGGUGGCGGGGGUGGAGGUGUCGGCGGCGGCAGUGGAGGUGGAGGCGGCGGUGGCGGUGGGAGCGGAGGUGGUGGAGGUGGCGGAGGUGGAGGAGGCGGUGGCGGAGGAGGAGGAGGAGGAGGUCGUGGAUCUUCGCAGAGGAGUGGCUCCAGUGGUGGUCAACGCCAGCAGCAGCAGCGCAGUCGGGAGACCCUGUCCCCUCAGCAGCUCCGUAAGUGGUACGCUGCACGCCAGCGGGGUGGGGGUACUGGUCCGUGCACCUACGUCCUGCGCACCGGCGACCGUGCGGGUGAGCAGUGUGGGGGUGCGCACCCCACCCAGCGCUGCUUUGGCCGCCUGACGGACGCUUGGCGUCACCAGUUCCCUGAGGCCACUGAGAUCCCUCGCUGGGGCGAGCUGUCUAGGGCAGGGGUAGCUAACUUUGACCUUGAAUUUGAUGCUAUUCUUGCUGCUAUGUAUACUGUGUCUAUUAGUGAGGAGGGUGACUGUUACCGGUGUUUCCCGCCCGACCCGGGCAUUGCGACUGCUGCUCUAGGUACUGGUGAGGCUGCUGCUCUUGGUGCUAGCGAGGCUGCUGCUCUAGGUGCUAGUGCGUCUGCUUCCUCCGGUACUGGUGAGUCUGCGCUCUCAGGUACUGCGUCGGCUUCGGCCUCCCACACCUUCACACUUGACUCGGGGGCUUCUCGCUCCUUCUUUCGAGACCGCACCACACUCACGCCGCUUAGUCGGCCAGUUGCAGUCUCCCUGGCAGACCCCUCUGGGAGUCCUGUCCUUGCUCACUUCUCCACUGUCCUCCCGUGUUCGGCGGCCCCCUCUGGCACCCUGUCUGGUCUUUACCUCCCCUCGUUCUCUACGAACUUGGUGAGUGGUGCUGACCUACAGGAUGCGGGGGUUCACCAGUUCACUCCUGCGAGCCAGCGGGUGACCCACUACACGGACGCUCGGACAGGCCGACACCUGGCCACGUUUACACGUCGGCCGGGGUCGAGCCUGUACACACUGACCAGUGCGUCUCCUCCAGUCACUGCGUCUGGUCAGGUAGCUGCGUCGGGUCAGGUGUUAGCUGCAGCGUCCAGGUCUGGUCCUGAGUCUGCCCCCUGUUCGUGUCGCCUCCUGUCUCACGAGACUCUCCUCUGGCACCACCGCCUUGGUCACCCCUCCCUGCUUCGUCUCCGAAGCAUGGCCUCCCGUGUCCUUGUCUCUGGUCUUCCCUGGUCCCUCCCUCCCCUUCCUCCGGGGCCUGGCCCUACCUGCGUCCCCUGUGUCAAGGGGCGGCAGCGGGCUGCCCCUCACUCCUCCCAGUUUCCUCCGAUAGAGGCCCCGCUGCAGACGCUUCACAUGGACGUGUGGGGCCCAGCCCGCGUCCGUGGACAGGGUCACGAGCGCUACUUCCUGCUGGUGGUUGACGACUACUUGCGUUACACCACAGUCUUCCCCUUGCGCAGCAAGGGUGAUGUCACUGAGGUGUUGAUCGACUGGAUCCGCGCAGCUCGUCUCCAGCUCAGGCGGAGCUUCGGCUCGGACUUUCCUGUUCUGCGUCUGCACUCUGACAGAGGCGGAGAGUUCUCCUCUGGCCUUCUGCGAGCCUACUAUCGUGCACGAGGCAUCCGCCAAACCUUCACGCUUCCGGACUCUCCACAGCAAAAUGGGAUUGCUGAGCGCCGCAUUGGCAUGGUCAUGGACGUCGCUCGUACGUCCAUGAUGCAUGCGGCUGCCCCCCAUUUUCUGUGGCUGUUUUCGGUCCGGUACGCGGCGCAUCAGAUCAACCUUCAGCCCAGGGUCUCCAUGCCGGAGACCUCCCCAGCUUUGCUGUGGACGGGGAAGGUUGGCGAUGCGUCUGCGUUCCGUGUCUGGGGAUCUCGGGCGUAG
This is a messenger RNA of Closterium sp. NIES-65, 2265 nucleotides long. The record is from the annotation of a GenBank genome assembly. Lineage: Eukaryota; Viridiplantae; Streptophyta; Zygnematophyceae; Desmidiales; Closteriaceae.